AUGGAGGAUGCAAACAAUGUUCAGCAGAAUACUCAGAGUGACCUGAGAACUGAAGUCAACAGGAACAAACAAGCCAACGCAAUUUUGGAGACCAGAGUGUCAGCUCCGGAGGAUGCCAGACACCAACAAAACCUCUGCCUCCGGGGGUUACUGAAGAG
This is a messenger RNA of Pelobates cultripes (western spadefoot toad), 158 nucleotides long. Lineage: Eukaryota; Metazoa; Chordata; Amphibia; Anura; Pelobatidae. The record is from the annotation of a GenBank genome assembly.